Molecule: messenger RNA, 1920 nt
Organism: Leptopilina heterotoma
Lineage: Eukaryota; Metazoa; Arthropoda; Insecta; Hymenoptera; Figitidae
Exons: 2
Coding region: 246-1736 (496 amino acids)
Source: RefSeq, a predicted model, not a curated record
GUGUAAUUUAGGAAUUGGUUGACAAAAUAUAAAAUAUAUAGUGACAUUUAAAAUAUUUGUAAAAUCAACUCAGUUUUUUGCCACGUUGAAUUCGAUUUUAAAUAAUUAAUACAAAUUUACAUUUUGUUUGACUGUUUUCUUUUUAUAAAAAAACCAAUCAAUUGGACACCAAGCCUGUUUAAUAAUAUCAUCCGGAAUUAGUUACAACCAUAUUUGAUAAUUGUUCUCUUAAAAAAUUAUUAAUUAUGAUAAAAAUUACAAUCAUUUCCCUGCUAAUCUCAUUGAUCUAUGGACAAAUUUGUACAUUAACUAAUGAAGAAAUAAAACAGUUGGAAAAAUCCUUUAUUAAAGCAAAGAAUUAUAUGCAAAAAGAAGCUACAAAUGAAGAUGCAGCGAUUUGCAUAGGCACCGCAAGAGCAGGGAAAAGUACAUUAAUUAAUUACUUAAUGGGCAAUGAAUUAAGGGGCGUGAAAUAUUCGCGAUUUGGGGAAUUUAAAAUAAUUAAAGCAAAUGAACGAUCCGAAGGACCGGAAAUUGGUGCUGGACCAACAUCAAAAACUACAAUUCCCACUAAAUGGAAAUCAGAUAAAUUGCAUGGUUUGAUCAUUUUUGAUUCACCUGGAUUUCAAGACAAUAGAGGACCAGUACAAGACAUCACUAAUUCUUUUUAUAUCUAUCAAUUGGUGAAAAAAGUUAAAUCUUUAAAAUUUAUUUUAGUUAUCAAUUUUGGCGACAUUGAACGGGCUAAUAUUAAACCUUUCCUGAGACUUUUACUUGAUUUUGAAAAACUUUUUGAAAAUAAGUUUCAAGAGAUAUUUCCAAGUAUAUCGGUAAUUGUCUCAAAAACACCGAAUGUACUGUAUGAAACAACAGUUGACAUUGAAAUGAUUCAAUAUAUGUUGAGACAAAGAGUAUCCACAACUAAGGAAACGUCUUUUAAUAAUAUAAAAAAAUGUCUUGAUUAUAUAAUGAAAAAUAGUAAUCGUAUUGGAUUAUUUAAACAAGCAAGAGCUGACAAAAUUGUUACUUCUGACAUCGAUUUUCAUAUUAUUUCAGCCAUUAAUAAUUCGGGAAAAGUAGAGAAAAGCGUUCUUCAGAAUGUUGCUCCAAGUAUAUCAGACAGUUCUUUGCUUUGCCUGCACAAUGCCAAAAAUGAAUGGGUCUCAAUAACUAAAAUUAUUAAUAUACAGAAAUCUAUAUCCACUUUCUUCACUAAUAUGCUGAUUGAAUGGAGAAAUUUGAAUAAAACUCUGGAUAGUAACGCAAUAAAAAAGAUUCAAACGAACUUAAGUUACAUUGAAGGUAAACUAAAUGAUUCUGUCACAAAUGAUAUUGAUAUUUACGAAAAUAUUGAAACGAUAAAGAAAAUUGAUGGAAAAUUGAAGGAGAUGAUUGAUAAUAGUAGCUUGUUGAGAAAUGUUGAAUUAUUUGAUUUUUUUUCUCAUUUGUUGAGAUUGAAUGAAAGUGAACAUUUGCAACAAUCUUUUCGGGUUCUAAUGUUGUCUUUACAUACUACUGUUAAAAUGGAAAUGAAUGAAAUUUUAUUGUUAAAUGAAAAAAUGUCAAUGCUAGAAUUUCAGAAAAAACAAAAUACAUUAUAUAAAGAAUUUAACAAAAUCUGCAGUAUAAUUAAAAAUGAAAUAGAAAACUCAAGUGCAAUAGCUAACACUAGUUUAGAGACAGAACUCGAAAAUAAUUUCUGUAUUCAAUUUGUGACAUUUUCCAUGUUCACUUAGUUUAACAAUUUUUCUAUAAGGUUAACAGAAGGUUGCAUGGUAAAAAGUUUAGUCAACCUUAUUUUUGUAAAUCUACAUAUGAAUUUUUUAUAUAAAUUCAAGUAAAAGAAUUACUAAUACUUACUGUUUACAAAGUAAUUUCUUAAUUAUAUGGAUAAAAGAUAAAAUAUAUUUUAAAACUGCA